GGUGGUUUGGGUGUGAAGGGAGAAACUCAGCAGGUGGAGCAGGUCAGUGGUAGGGAAGGGAAUAGUCGCCGUUUCGCGUGGAAACCCUGCACUAAAGUGAGCCAAGCGGAUGCAAGGCAAGAUGCGGCGCGUCAAUGCGAGCUGAGAUAAGCCGGGUCGGAUCGAGUCGGGCAGGGAUGAAGAGAACUGAAUUGAGUGGAGUCAGGCCGUGAAGCUGAAGGGAAUCGCGCUGAACGGAUUAGUUACUGCGACCGCGCCCCUGCAUUACUGCCCUCGCUCGGCUGAGAACGGCGGCUGUCGCCUGUCCGUCAUCCACCCAGGGACGUGGAGCCGAGCAACGUCGCCCCAGACAUUUCCUUCUCACCCCAACCGGCUUUGCACUCGCCAACUAUGGACGCGUUAAAAUCGGCUGGCAGAGCGCUGAUCCGGAGCCCCAGUAUCAGCAGGCACAGCUGGGGCUUGGCGCGGCACCACAAAUUGUCGGAAAACUGGACCGAUACAAAAGAAACCUUACAAGAAGGGAUGGCCUUUCACAUUAAAUAUCUUGGUGUGACAGCAGUGGACCAGCCUAAAGGAGAAGGAAUGGCAGCUGCUGCCAUUAGACGGAUAAUUACUGUGGCCAAGGCAAGAGGAAAGAAAUUCCUCAAAGUUACCCUAACUGUUUCUCCUCGAGGGAUAAUGUUGGAAGACACAACAACCAAUGAACUCAUAGAAAAUGUCUCCAUCUACAGAAUAUCAUACUGCACUGCAGACAAGACCCAGGACAAGGUAUUUGCAUAUAUUGCUCGGAGCCAUGUAAAUGAAACUUUGGAAUGUCAUGCAUUUCUGUGUCCGAAGAAAAAAAUUGCACAAGCUGUGACCUUAACAGUCGCUCAGGCUUUCAGAAUUGCAUAUGACCUUUGGGAAGUAGCACAAGAGGAGAAAUGUAAAAAGACUCGUGAAUCAUGUAACAUUCCUGAAACCGCAUCCCUCAAUGGAGCAACGAGAUGUGUAGAGCCAGGUAAAGAAUGCAAUUACAGCAAACGAUUGCACAGUAAACCAAGUCCAGAAUCCAUUUAUUUCACAAGCAGAAAUUCAUCUCGGUAUCACAAGGCAAAGCAGUCCAUCCUACGGAUCCCCUUUACACGCACUCUCUUGGGAAGAGGACGAUGGUCUUGAUGAUGCCUUUUCAAGACUUGCCGAGUCUCGAACAAGUAAACAACGCAAGAAUGUCUCCAAUUUUCAGGAUUCUCAGGUAAAGGAGACAAACCUGCCAGACACGGACACAAGCGAAGUGUUCUCAACCCUUACGGACUUGGACACAGGAGAUUUGUCACCGGUUCAGGCAGAACUGCCACUUUCUCAUUGAUUUGGAUAUCAUUCUAAUCACAGAACAUGCUGAGAAAAGAGCUGGAGGGAAAUAUACUGCUGGAAAAUCAUCUUUUUCCUCUUGAUGCCUUAAUAGCUAACCAUAUUUUAUAAAAACGUGUUUACCUUUGAACCAAUAUUUACACGCAACAACUGUAUUUGCAUAUUUGACAACCAUGCCAGUGAUUGAAUAAAUCCUAGACACUUCAACACUUUGUAGAUAAAGUGCUGAGAAAGGCAAAGAGGAUGGGAGCAGCAAUACAAAAUAUAAACUGACUUCAUCUAUGAAUCUGGCAGAGUCCACAGGAGCAGACAAGCAGCUGUAGUGCAUAAGAGUCAAACAUUGUGGAAAUAUUCAAAUACGAUUCCACUUACGGUCACCAAUCAACAGUUUCCAGGUGGUGGUCAAACAAGUGCCGCUGCUUAUCAGCUGCAGCAUAUGGGUGGGUCACUGCUAUCCUCUAGAGAACAGGCCAAGAGUCUAGUGGAUGCCCACAUACAUCACCUCUUCCUUUUGAUGCGUUCCUACCGUCAGUAACGAGAACUUUCUAGUCAUACAUUUUUCUGCAUGGCUGCUUUUUCGUGAGCUAGACACAAAGAUUGAUCGAGAUCAUUCAAGUACAAAUUGGAUGUACUGUACUUGUGUCGUGUAAUUGUAAAUUGUAGUGCCUGGGAGAAAGGUGGUGACUUCACACUCACACUCACACUCACUCCCCCCCCCCCCCCCCCCCCCCCACCAGGAGUUAUGGGUUUAACCUCAUUGAAACUUAAAUAAUGAAAGGCAUAGAUAGCGUGGAUGUGGAAAGGAUGUUUCCACUGGUUGGAGAGUCUAGGACCAGAGGUCAUAGCCUCAUAGACCGUGGACCGAAGUGCUUUUUAGUUUCAAUUUGUGACCCAAAUCACAUAUCUACCUGUAUUUAUAACAUAGUGUAAAAAUAUUAUAGAAAUCUUACCUGAAACUCGUCAAGAACAAAACCUGCACAUAUUUUUAUAAUAUGAGGAAAAACCUCCAAUUUUCCGAGUAGUAAUUGUCCAAUCAAAGCACGUUUGACAUUGAGUCAGACGCCAAUUGACCAAUCACGCGCUUUGUUUCAUGCUAGCUAGGCAGCGAGCACACUGACUGCGUCCUAACAUGGGGAGAAGGCAGGAACGGGGUACUGAUUGGGGAUGAUCAGCCAUGAUCACAUUGAAUGGCGGUGUUGGCUCGAAGGGCCGAAUGGCCUACUCCUGCACCUAUUGUCUAAUAACAUCACAACAAUAGCAAGGUUUGGAAGGAAGAAAGGUAAUGCUAACCACUUGCUGAUAAUUUUGUUUUACAACUGAUUUAUCUUUGUAAAGUUAUGAUGUUGUGAACUGUGAAAUAAAAAUGAUAAAUAAAAAUGUAGAGCUAGGGUUAGGAUUAGGGUCAGGCAUUUUCCUCUCAGUGCAAGAGGGUUAGGGCUGAUAGCUGCUGUGAGGGAUCAGUCGGGCAGUCGGGCUGUUGCAGCGAGCGAGGGGGCGGACUGAUGGAGCCGACGCUAUGGGGGUGCUGAAGGCGGCCCGGGCGGCAAGUAGGGCAGUACUGGCCGAGGUGGACGCGCUGAGCGGCCACACAUACGGAGACGGCAGCCAGUCCCAAAGCGGCUCCAGCCGUGGGCAGCUCGGGAUAGGGGAGCGAGUUAGGGUUAGGGUUAGGCAUUUUCCUCUCAGUGGAAGAUGCCUGAGCCUUCCCCCAGUCUGGCACUGACCCAGUCCCACUAUGGCUGUGACCCCCACUCUGCACACUGGCAGUCAGUGGGGUUCAGUAAACUGGGGAACGCACAGGAUCUGCCCUCACUCAUUAAUUAGGUGGGUUCAGGAGCCGGAGAAACCUGGGAUCUUUGCAGCAGUCCCGCAUUCAAUGUUCACAUAUACAGCUAUAUAUUAUUGAGCACAAGAGGGCGCUGUUACUUUUUCUAAUUAGAUUAAUUAAUUAGUGUGCAACUUUUUGCACUGACGAGUUAUGAAUUCAUUAUCAAUUAUGUUUCAUCUAAAUCUGUGCCAAAUUUCAGGUAGAUACCAGACAUGGGUCACAAAUGUUAAAAUCUAGAGCCCUUUUGGUACCUCGGCCUAUCAGAAUUAAAGGGCGCUCUUUUAGAAAGGAGGUGAGGAAGAACUUAUUUUGUCAGAGGGUAGUUAAUCUGUGGUACUCAUUGCCACAGAGGGCUGUGGAGACCAAGUCAGUGGAUAUUUUUAAGGCAGCGAUAGACAGAUUCUGGAUUAGAGCGGGUGUCAAGGGUUAUGGGGAGAAGAUAGGAAAUGGGAUAAGGAGGCCAUGAUGAAUGGCAGAGUAGACUCGAUGGGCCGAAUGGUCUAAUUCUACUCCUGUAACUAGUGAACAGAGAUGAUCAGUCAACAAUUCAGUCAAAAUUUUGUAGGUGAAUGUACGAUUUCUACUAACCAUUAAUUUUACUGGUCCUAUAAUUGUACAGUUGAUACUGGAGAUGACCAAUUUAUCUCUACGAUAGACAGACAACCUGCCAUUUCUACUCCAAGCACCAUGCGAUGAUGAAUUCCUGCAUGAAAAUACACAAGAAACAGCAGCAACAGCCAUCUACUACACACUAGCUAUAAAAGUGGCCACUGCCAUUUCCAUCCUCAGCUACACAAAUGUAAUCUUAAUCUGCAAACUCAAUACGAUCUUGGUUACAGAUUAUUGAUGGUUAAUAUUCUAAAUGUUUGAAAUAAUUAUGAAAGUUUAGUUUUCAUUAAAGAUAAAUGCAGCCCAUCCCUAAACAAGUCUUUUCAUUUGAUUUUGAAUGGUAUGCAUUUUUUUUUCCGAAAUGUAUAUUUCUCUAGCUUCAGCCUUUGUAUCACAAUGAUGGCCAAACAAAGAAUGGUUACAAAAAGUGGUGUUAAGUUUGUGUUUGUUCAACUUUAUCAUUGGAGACUGGUGUAUACAUUGUGCUAUGCUGUGCGUCUGUGAAAAAAAGUUAAUUGUUAAGUGUAAGUACAAAGAGGGUCAGUCUUGGCCAUCAUGCAAUUUAAGUCGCCUUUAAAGCAUAAAUGGUACGUUUUAAAUCUGAUUUUCACAAUGCAGCAUGCCCUCGCAUCCAUUUGUGAAAUAUUGUGAUCACUAAAGUAAUGUCCCAGUUACUAAAAUAUUAUUUUUACCAAAUAAACAAUCAGGUUAUUUCUUUACAUCAGCUUCCUUUACAUUGACAUAGACAAAACAACAGUUUGGUUGAACACUUGUGCUCUAUCCACCAAGACCUGCUAGAACUCUGGGUUGUCAACCAUUUUAUCUCCCCUUCACAUACCUUUGUCCUUGGCCUCUUCCAUUACCAGAGUGAGGCCGCACACAAACUGGAAGAACUGCACCUCAUAUUCUGCUUAGGCAACUUGUUACUCAAUGGUAGGAAGAUUGAAUUUGUCAAUUUCAAGUAAUACUCCCCUCUUUCUCCACCUACACCCCUCCUCCUCCACUUUACAUUUCACUCCUCUUUCCUUAUCCAACACUCUUGUCUCCUUUUCACCUCCACCAUCGUCACUAUUUCCACCCAUCUGCCAAUAACCACUUCUCACUACGUGCUAGGGUUUGCCCCACCCCUACCCCUUUUCCAACUCUCCUCCCCACUAGUCUGAAAGGUACAAAAUAUAAUCUGUCCAUUCCCUCCACAGAUGCUGCCUGACCCAGAGUUCCUCUUUCUCUUUGUUUUGCUCAAGAUUUAAGCAUCUGCAGUCUCUUGUGUCUAUGUUUUUCAAAAUUCUAAAUUAUAGUAUCUUGACAUUAUCAAUGUUCGAUGUGGAAAAAAAAUAUUUUAUAGUAUUGAAAACUUUCAAUCUAGGUCAUCUUUGUAUCAAUGUCAAGAUUUACAUUUAAGGAAGUUCUGAUUUGCAGGAUCCAGUGACAUAAACCAGCUUCCCCUGGACACAUUAUGCAUAAUUCCCAGACAACAGCAUUCAUGGGUUCCAUUUUGAAUGGUAACUAAAUGUUAAGAUUUUAAAAUGAAAAUAAACUGGAAAUGCUGCAGAUUUUUAAACCAGUAACAACUUUGGCUUAAGAAUGUUACUUUUCCAAUCGAUGCUGCAGUAAAAUGUAAAUGAAUUUGAAAAGAAAAUGGCAUUGCAUUUAAGGUGGACUUGUUAAACUACAGUUGUUAUAGACCUACAUUAAUAUAUAAUUUUGACCCACUUUCAUUUAAUUGAUAUUAUGUGGAAGAUCCAGCUUUGGCUUGGCACUAUUGCUUUUGCUGCUUUAUAUUGGUGCAUUUAAAAUAUAGCAAAUAUUUUUUUGAUAAAUAACUUAAUGGGGUUUUGCAGAAUACUGGAUAUUUAAUGUAAGUAAAAUAAUUUAUUCCUUAUUAUGGAUCUUAAUCACAAAUGUUAUAAUUUAUUACCAUCUAGUGCCGUUUAUAGAAAUCUUAAUUUUUCAGGUUAAUUAGCACAGAAUGGAUUAUUUGGAAUUGACCUGUGCCAUUUAAAGAAAAUAUUAACCUUAGGAUUAUGUUAGUAGUCUUGCAUUAAUUCAAAGCAUGAAGCUUUAAGUAAUUGAAUUAGAAAUUGAGACAGCACUAAUAAAUUUAGCAAUGAAUGUUUGCAGUUUCGUUUAUAUGCAACCAGGAUGCUUUAUUUCUGAGUGCAUGUUAUAUAAACACUACAGCAUUUGGUUUGGACUAAAUUGCACUGCAAUUUUGUUUCUCUGUAAAACAGCAAAAGUAGUCCUUCCAAAUACAAAUACUGCAUUAAUACUACCAAGUUCAUGCAAACUUAUCCUCACACUCAAAUUCCAACUGAGACUAUGUAUUGAAGGACACAAAAGGCAAAAUGACCAAUGCAAAGCUUGGUUGCCCAGAAUAAAACUCUGGUCAGGGAAUACUGUGGAUGUCGUACAAAUGGCAGCAUUGUACAAACCAAAUAUUUCAGCUACUAAAGUAAUAAUUCACAAUUUGAUAGUAUUCUAAGACUGUACAACUGCAGAAUUUUUGGAUAAAAUGUAUUAUACUUGAGAUAAAAUACCAGUUGUGAUUUUUAUUAAUGAACAUGUAAUAAAAAUCCUGAGACAUUUUAAA
This is a messenger RNA of Amblyraja radiata (thorny skate), 6377 nucleotides long. RefSeq names its product low density lipoprotein receptor adapter protein 1-B. The record is from RefSeq and is a predicted model, not a curated record. NCBI's taxonomy places the organism in Eukaryota, Metazoa, Chordata, Chondrichthyes, Rajiformes, Rajidae. The transcript is spliced from 9 exons. The coding region runs from base 391 to 1158 and encodes 255 amino acids.